GAAGUCUGUCUCUUUGGAUGGUUAGGUUUAGGUUAAGCCCACUGCGGAAUUGUUUUGAUUUGAUAGCUGGUGGUAAAUAAUUGCUUGUUUCCCACGCUGUGUUUGUUUAUGUUCAUUCGCCCACAAUGGUUCUUACGAAGGAGUAUAGAAUUUGCAUGCCACUCACUGUAGAGGAGUACAAAAUUGGCCAACUGUACAUGAUAGCCAGGUACAGUCAUGAACAAUCUGAUUCUGGAGAAGGUGUGGAGGUUAUUUGCAAUCAGCCAUGUGAAGAUCCUGUUCAUGGUGAGGGACAGUUUACUGAAAAGCGCAUUCAUCUGUCAAAUCGUCUUCCUUACUGGGUGCAGGCAAUGAUACCAAAGGUGUUUUAUAUUACUGAAAAGGCCUGGAAUUACUAUCCCUACACCAUAUCAGAAUAUACAUGCUCUUUUAUUCCCAAACUCCAUAUCCAAGUUAUUACUCGAUAUGAAGACAACAAUGGCACAACCCACAAUUGUCACAAGUUAACUCCUGAAGAAUUAGCUGAACGAGCUGUAGAUUUUGUGGACAUUGCAUAUGAUGAAAUUGGACCAAAGCAUUAUAGAGAAGAAGAGGAUGUCAGAUAUUUUCAAUCUCAGAAAACAGGCCGGGGACCCUUGGUGGAAGGUUGGAAAAACUCAUCUCAGCCUGUAAUGUGCUCUUACAAAUUAGUGAAAGCAUCCUUUGAGGUGUGGGGCCUGCAAACUAAAGUUGAAGAACUCAUUCACAAGUACACCAGGGAAGCACAAGUGCUGGCUCACCGACAGGCCUUUGCAUGGAUUGAUAGCUGGAUUAGUAUGACAUUGGAUGAAGUGCGUGAAUAUGAAGCCGAAAUGCACAUGGAAACUAAUGCUAGAGUUGCUCAGGCAGGCAUACUCUCCCCUCGACGGUUGUCGCUUGUUAACUCUCUGAAUGAUUCUGAUGAAGCUGUUGAGGGUGUAACACCGUCCCAGUAUAUCUCAGCAUCACCCACAUCAAAGUCACCUACUCCAAAAUCUCCUAGCGGACCUCAAACUCCAACAAGCCCAUCAUCUCUGAAGUCCUGGCUCCCUUGGUCCUAAACUGAAUAGUAUUUUAAUUAUUUUUUGUCCUGGUGUUGUUUGGGUGUUUGUCCCCAUAAAAAAAAGUAUUUUACCGUAAACUUUGUGAAGAGAGCCUUGCUUUCCCUGGAUCCGUUUUUUUAAGAGACUGCAAUUCCUUUCUAACUUAUAAUUUAAUUGACUCUUCAAGGUAAGAAGACUUGGAGUUGGGCUGUGAAAUUAGUUAUUUUCUGGCUAGUUCUCUCUAUCUAGUGUUCAGGAAGGUAGAUGUAUCAUUAGUGUGUUCAUCAAAAUUUUAGUUUAAUCCUGAACUUUUCAAUGUUUAUGUGCAUCAAAAUUUUCCACGCUAUUCAUUAACAUUGUUGUGUUUGCCAACCCUUUCCACAUUCAAAAUAUUUCCAGCACAAAAAAAAAGGAAAAGAAAGAACCAGUUCUUCAAAGCAGAAGAAACUUUAUUUUUAGAGCCAUUAAAGAAUGUUUCUUCAUGUUGAUGGAUGUGCCUUCUUUAAAUAGUUCUGCUUUAUCUCUCUUUGCUGAUCUUGUUUGGGGAAAAUAUAUUUCAAAAUUCUCAUUAUUGUGAUAACUUUUAUAGAAAUGUACGCAAUAAUAUGGGUGUUAAAAUAGAUACCAGAUCACCAAGACGUUUUAGUUGUUUCCAUGAUAAUAUUAUAUAUUUUUAAUGAGUACUCUUGCUAUCUCUUUUAACUCCUCUAGUUUGAUAUUAUAUAAUCAACAUAUCUAGUGUUCAUUCUCCUGUAAAGGUUUGCAAAACAGAUGUAAGUGUGUACAAUCAUAAGAACAAUAAUGGCCUAGUUCCUGCUUUUAAAAAAAAAUGUAUUUGUAAUUAUCAGAUAAUGUUAUCCUGCCCUUGCAGAGAAUUGAGUCUUUGCUUAACUUGCUUAUUGCAUCACAUUUUCCCUUUUAAUUAUUUUAUCUGAAAGCUAACAAAAACUUUCUUUUGUAUUACUUUCGAUUUCCCUUUAACAACUUUAGUUCUUAUGAUUGGCGUAAUAAUCUGUACUGAAAACGAUGUGUGCUGGAGCUUGUAGUACCCAGGUUUAAAAUAUUUUUCUGGUUAGUGCAUGGUACAUAAUCUAGUCCUUUGUUGUGAAACUUUUUGUUAAAUGUUCAAUCACAAGGCUCUGUUUUAUGAGCUAUGAUACUUCAAUCAAGGUACAAUAUCUAAAGUUGGUGAACACUGAACCUGAACAUUGUGAGACUUAUGGUUGCCAAACAUUUCAUAUAUUCCCAUGAUGAUUGCUUCUGUUUUAAAUGAGCAAGUACAAAGAUAUUUGUAUAAAUGUUCUAGGUUUGAUCUAUGUGAUGAAAGUACUUCUGUUCCUAAUUAUUUAUUCAUUGGUAUUUAUUGUAUGUAGUUCAUCAAAAUUCGUAUGUGAAUACUCUGUUUUUUGUGAUACUAUACCUGUUUGGUGAGUAGUGUUUGAGUAUUGUGUAAAACAGUAUUUCAAUUUCUGUUUGUCAGUUUGAGGUAACAGUGACAUUCGUUUCUUUUUGAGUGUAUGAUGGGAAUUGGCUAAUAGAAGCACUUUGCUUUGUUGGUCAAAGGUUUUGUGAUUUUAGUAGUGAAUCUCCCUUUCGCAGGGUUAUUUGCAUCACCUUGAUGCCUUUGUUAUUUUAAUCUUUUUUUUUGUGUUGCUUCCAAGAAUAAAGCAUGGUAAAACAAA
Molecule: messenger RNA, 2743 nt
Organism: Frankliniella occidentalis (western flower thrips)
Lineage: Eukaryota; Metazoa; Arthropoda; Insecta; Thysanoptera; Thripidae
Gene: rdgBbeta
Product: cytoplasmic phosphatidylinositol transfer protein 1
Exons: 7
Coding region: 126-1079 (317 amino acids)
Biological process (GO): phospholipid transport
Cellular component (GO): cytoplasm
Molecular function (GO): phosphatidylinositol transfer activity; phosphatidylinositol binding
Source: RefSeq, a predicted model, not a curated record